This is a messenger RNA of Anastrepha obliqua, 3403 nucleotides long. RefSeq lists its product as uncharacterized. Lineage: Eukaryota; Metazoa; Arthropoda; Insecta; Diptera; Tephritidae. Bases 141 to 3290 code for a protein of 1049 amino acids. The record is from RefSeq and is a predicted model, not a curated record. The transcript has 3 exons.
UGUUUUGGUUUCACACGGAUUCUUACAAUAAGAUUACUCGAAUUGAAAACAGCGCCACUGAAGUGUUUUUUUUCGACAGUAGGUUCUACGUUACCAGAGUCACCAGAAUAUAUAUAUGUAACCGGUGAAACCCGUUAACCAUGCCAACUAUGCGUCUCUGUAUUGCUGGUUGCCCAACGCUUGGUAUAACCGUACACAAGUUUCCCCCGGAAACGGAUGCAACCAGACGCGAACUGUGGCUACGGCAGUUUGGCCAAAAUCCGGCAUUGUAUGCAAAAAAAUUGGUUUUCGCUUGUCGCCGGCAUUUCAGCAACGAAAUGAAACUCGGUAACAGGCUGCAAAAAGAUGCCUAUCCAGAUGUAAAUUUACGCAAAUACGAUAAAAACUUGCCAUAUAUUGAAAAAUUCGGCGAAUUUGGUGAAGAACCAAAUUUACAAGUCGAAUAUGCAACCAUACCUUAUGAAAUGCCUGUGACGGCAUUUUCGGACUCCGAGGUCGUGGACAAUCUGCCUUCUAUGGCAAGCGUUGAAUCCAAUAUGCAAUUAGAUAUGAAAGACCAAAAGCGGCAAUGCAUACUAAAAUGCACCAGUAGGCAUGUACUGCACAUAUUGCCAUCAAUGGAAAAGGAAUUAGAACGUCGUAAAAAAUGGUUAUAUUUGCUUGCCAAGGACCCUGAUUUGUAUCCACAAAAGUAUGUUUACGUUUGUGACGAUCAUUUCGACACAAACAUGAAAUGUCUGACAAAAUUAAUACGAGGAGCUUGCCCUAAUAGAAAUCUACCACCUCCGCUACAAAAAUCAAUACCAACAAAUAUGGAAGCGAAGACGGAAUGUUUUCAAAAGUGUACGGACUAUAAGAGAAAAUACCGAUUCCCCUCGUUGCAGCACGAAGGCCAAAGACGCCAAAUAUGGUUACGAAAAUUCGGACGUGAUCCAGCUCUUUACAAUCAUGAAAUCUACGCAUGCGAUCGCCAUUUCAGCGAUCAAAUGCGCAUUGGUCCGUUUUUGCGUCGAGAGGCGAUUCCAGAUCAAAAUCUUAUGGCUAAAGUAUUGCAUGAAACUGAAAAAAACAAUGUUAGUUUUGUGAGUAAAAAUUGGUCUCUACGAAGAUUGGAUGCGUUAGCCAAAUGCCCCGCUAGACCUGCAGCACCUUGCCAAAAAUCCAAAGAUAUCGUUCAAAAAUUGAUUGACGUUAAAAACCGCUUUAUUUCAACGCUACCAGCCGAACCACCUCAGAAGGACAACAUAAUUAAUCGUGCAAAUAUGAAUCUAAUGCCGCCUACAAAUCAAACCGAGCAUCCACACACCCCAGAGGAGCAUGUGAAAAUGCACACAUUGGGGGUAUUCUUACCAAAACGAGAUGGUUAUGUUGUAUCGGUGGACCAAAUUUUAAGUGCCGAAGAUCCUCUAGAUAUUGAAAAGUAUCAACCAUUUGAUUGGGUUAAACCAGUUGAACCAGAGCUCCCCAUGGAUGUGCAUAUAAUACAGAAGGAGGCCUAUGAAGAGAAUACCAGCGAUGGUGAACUAAGUGACGCUGCAACGGAGCUAAGUGACGCUGAGACAAAAUCAACAUUUUCAGCGCGAGAAGCCACAAGCGAAAGCAGCGAAAGUGACGAAGAUAUGCAAAUUUGCGGGAAGAGAAAAAUAUAUAGCGAAGCCUAUGAAAAUAGGAAAAAGUUAAAACUGGCGCAAACUCAAAGUGUGACUAACGACUUAGUAGCAGCUAAGUCAGCAAAUUUGGUAGAUAUGUACCCCAAACCUGCGCGUCACUAUUUUCCUGAAAUUACAGACCAAACAGAGGAGCUACCCGCCACACAUGACAGUGAAGAUAAAACGGGUGUUAGAGUUUGUUCAGUUUUGGAACAGUUAGCAGGGGCAUACCCCACUGAAAGUUUUUCCAUAUUGAUGGACAAAGAUAAUACAGUGGUCGAAUAUGGAAAAGAGACGAAUGAGAGAAAUAAUGCUGAUGAUAUUAUAACGCCUGAUGCGCCUAAGAUUAUAGACGACACGGAAAAGAUAAAUUCCGAUAUAGCUGAUAGGGAAGACGAUAGAAGUUUCAUUUCCACGUCUGAAGGGUCUUCCUUAACGGCACAACCGAGAAUUACGCAAGAAAAAGCAUUGCAGCAGAAUACCACGACAGCUUCUGUGGAGAAAUUUCUGAAGUUACGACUGCAACAACAAAACCAACAGGGUCGUAAUGAGCAAACUUUAACAAAUGCAGUUGCUCUUGCUGAGAGUUGGCAGCAAGUGAUAAAAACAAUAGAAAAAGAACAAAAGACUAACAAAGUGAAAAAUAGCCUAAGCGAAACUGGCACAACUGCACCGAAACUAACGGAGAGUAGUCCAAAUCUUGCAGAAAUCAAGCGCGAAACCAGCGAUAAAUUCGCAGAAGUGGUAAGCAGAACUAAUGGAGAAAAAGUGAUCGCUGGCGGAAGAGCUGCAAUGCAUAUAAAUGGCAAAACAACAACCGCCGGUGUUGUACCAGCAAAGGCAAACUGUGCACAAGUAGUGGGAAAUUGUGGCAACACUAUAAAAACAAAUAACAGAGCAGUGACAAGAGCCGCUCAGGCUUUUGAAGAUUUGAGUGGACCUCAAACAACAAUCACCGAAGCUGCCAUGUCAAUAUUUGACGGAAAGAUAGAGAUCUUUGUAGCUGAGGCAGAAAGAAUAAGUGAAACUCAAUUCGAAGACGAAACAAGCAAGGAAAUAUCAAAAGGGAAAAAUUCGUUGAACACAAACCACAUCGACGCACCUAGCAACCCCACCAAAGAUGUUAUCCAUAACCAGCCACCAACAAGUAACAAAAAUCAGCAAGGAAAUGGUAAGCCAUCAAAAGAAAGGCUUUUCUUCAAUUUACGCUAUUGCAUUCUGAAGUGUGAGAACUUUCGGAAAUUGUACGCCUUUCCCUCGCACGAAGUGGAACCCAAACGUCGGCGUUUCUGGUUUCUAGAACUCGGUUUAGAUUUAGCAUGUGAUUGGUUGAAGCAGUUGUACAUUUGUGAUAAUCAUUUCGAACCCAGUAUGUUGGCUGAGAAUAAUAAACUCAAAAAGUGUGCAUAUCCGCGCAAGACAUUUGUGAGCCCAGCAAAAUUGGGCUGCCUGAAUGCAGGUACUCAAACCGACGGAAAUGCUGAGCAAAACAACGUGGAAUUGUUGCGAGAGUUGAACGAGCUGAAGGAAUUGGAUAGUCAGCAAGCCAAGGAGAUCACACGUAUUAAAGUUUUGAUACGGCUCAAGCAGGAGGCGGCGCGUUUGAUAGCCGAAAUUGAGAGUUGCAAAGAAGAGAAUUAGAAUUUUACAAGUUGGAAUGUUCUAAUAAAUAUAUUUCUGUAUAUAUGCACAAAAUAGUUAAGACUAAACUUAAGUCAAGUAUUACAUAGUUUUGAACAAAAGAAAAACUUAAU